AUGCAGCAGAAGCGUCUUGCCGCUGGCCUCGUGGCCGCGUUCGCUGCCGUCGCCACGGCCACCGAGUCGGACGUUGCCUCUCUCACCAAGGAAACAUUCAAGGACUUCAUCAAGUCCAACGACCUCGUCCUAGCAGAGUUCUUCGCUCCCUGGUGCGGUCACUGCAAGGCGCUCGCCCCCGAGUACGAGGAGGCUGCCACCUCGCUCAAGGCGAAGAACAUCAGGCUUUGCAAGAUCGAUUGCACCGAGGAAGCCGAUCUCUGCCAGGAGUACGACGUCGAGGGCUACCCUACUCUCAAGGUCUUCCGUGGCGAGGACAACGUCGCACCCUACAAUGGCCAGCGCAAGGCUGCUGCCAUCACCUCCUACAUGGUGAAGCAGUCCCUACCAGCCGUUUCCCUCCUGUCCAAGGACAUGCUUGAGGACUUCAAGAAGGCCGACAGCGUGGUUCUCAUCGCCUACAUUGCCGCGGAUGACAAGGCUUCCAACGAGACGUUCUCCGCCGUUGCCGAGUCUCUUCGCGACGAUUACCUCUUUGGCGGCAUCAACGAUGCUGCCAUCGCUGAAGCCGAGGGCGUCAAGUUCCCCUCCAUUGUCCUCUACAAGUCCUUCGACGAGGGACGCAACGAGUUCAAGACCAAGUUCGACGUCGAGGCCAUCAAGAAGUUCGCCAAGACGGCCGCCACCCCUCUGGUCGGCGAGGUUGGACCCGACACCUACUCUGCUUACAUGUCCUCUGAGCUUCCUCUGGCCUACAUCUUCGCCGAGACGGAGGAGGAGCGUGCGAGCCUGAGCAAGGCUCUCAAGCCCGUCGCCGAGAAGUUCAAGGGCAAGAUCAACUUUGCCACCAUCGAUGCCAAGCAGUUCGGAGCUCAUACUGCCAACCUGAACCUCAAGUCCGACAAGUUCCCCGCUUUCGCCAUCCAGGACACGGUCAACAAGCACAAGUACCCCUUCGACCAGGAGAAGGAGAUCAACGAGGAGAACAUCUCCGAGUUUGUGACGCAAUUCUCCACCGGCAAGAUUGAACCUAGCAUCAAGUCUGAGCCCAUCCCCGAGACCCAGGAGGGCCCUGUCACCGUCGUCGUUGCCAAGAACUACGACGACAUCGUCCUGGACGACACCAAGGAUGUCCUGGUCGAGUUCUACGCUCCCUGGUGCGGUCACUGCAAGGCCCUGGCCCCCAAGUACGACGAGCUGGCCACUCUCUACGCCGACAGCAAGUUCAAGGACAAGGUCGUCAUCGCCAAGGUCGAUGCCACCCUCAACGACGUGCCCGAUGACAUUGGUGGCUUCCCCACCAUCAAGCUCUUCCCGGCCGGCGGCAAGAAGGACCCCAUCACCUACAGUGGUGCCCGAACUGUCGAGGACCUCAUCCAGUUCGUCAAGGAGAACGGCAAGUACAAGGCUGCCGUCUCUGUCAAGGAGGAUGGCACCGACGAGUCCGCUCCCGCUGCCACGAAGAAGGCGAAGACUGCGGAGAAGGAGAAGGACGAGGACGAGGACGAGCUGGAGGACCACGACGAACUGUAA
Molecule: messenger RNA, 1533 nt
Organism: Drechmeria coniospora
Lineage: Eukaryota; Fungi; Ascomycota; Sordariomycetes; Hypocreales; Ophiocordycipitaceae
Product: protein disulfide isomerase
Exons: 3
Coding region: 1-1533 (510 amino acids)
Biological process (GO): response to endoplasmic reticulum stress; protein folding
Cellular component (GO): endoplasmic reticulum
Molecular function (GO): protein disulfide isomerase activity
Source: RefSeq, a predicted model, not a curated record